Messenger RNA from Lathyrus oleraceus (garden pea), 696 nucleotides. Its product is annotated as extensin-like. The record is from RefSeq and is a predicted model, not a curated record. The transcript has 2 exons. The coding region runs from base 1 to 696 and encodes 231 amino acids. NCBI's taxonomy places the organism in Eukaryota, Viridiplantae, Streptophyta, Magnoliopsida, Fabales, Fabaceae.
AUGGAAGAUGUCACCAUUGACAUUGGAAGACCGCUGAAUGCUCGGAAUCUAAAGAGCAUGGGAACCAUUGAUCAAGUCAGAGCCAAACCAACACUUGAUACCUCUUGGGAAACACUUAGAGAUCAGAGGGAUAUUCCCAACGGACUCUACCUGUUCUCCAAGAUUGACCCUCCAGAGUCCAAGAAGGCGAAGAAAGCUAAGUUGGGAGAAUCCUCUGGAUCAAGACCCCCAGUUCCUCUAGUUGGCUCUCCAGGUAAGUUUGUACCUCUCCCUCGCUCUGUCAAAAUUAAACCAAUUUCUUCUUCUCUUCCUCAAACAACUUCCAUAUACACCUCUUCUGAAACUCCUCCCUCAACCACUAGAUCCUCUAACCCACCCUCUCUCAAAUUCAACCUCGCUACCACCAAGUUACCCGUUUCGGAAGUAGAAAUGAUGAAUGAAACCACUUCACCAUUAUCAUCACCAUACCCUCAAUCCCCACCUUACUACGAACUCUCCUCUGACACCAAACCAUCUGACCCCCAAUCCCCCACUCUGGCUCAGUUGCAAGCUCGUGCUCUGGCCUCUCAACAACCAUCACACUCUGAACCUACACCAGACUUUCCUUCCCCACCUCCUGAACAUCCAAAUCGCACCACAUCUGAACAAACACCACCACCUACACAACAACCAAUCAACUCUGAACCACGACUGUAA